This is a messenger RNA of Pleuronectes platessa (European plaice), 1752 nucleotides long. Its product is annotated as lymphocyte antigen 75. The transcript has 3 exons. Bases 98 to 883 code for a protein of 261 amino acids. Lineage: Eukaryota; Metazoa; Chordata; Actinopteri; Pleuronectiformes; Pleuronectidae. The record is from RefSeq and is a predicted model, not a curated record.
GAGCUGGUGUUACAUUUCCCUAAAUCUGCAUUAAAACUGGUUAAGUUAAGUGUUAGUGGUGAACACUGGCACAGUCUGACCACAGAGCAGCAUCAGGAUGGAAGGGAUCUUCAUUGGUUUCUUGUUUCUCUCAGGGUGCCUCACCUUCUCCACAUGCCUCCUCCAUCAGUACCACUUUGUGUCUGAUGCAAUGAAUUGGACUGAAGCUCAGAGCUACUGCAGAGAGAAGUACACAGACCUGGCCAUUAUUGAAAACACUGAAGAAAUUAAGAAGCUUAAAGACACAGUUUCUGCCGCUGGUAACAGCUCUGAGGUUUGGAUUGGCCUGUACAGUCAUGUUGACUGGAAGUGGUCAGAUGGGUUCAACCAGAGUGGAGCUGAUUAUAGGAACUGGAGGCAUCCUGACCCAAACGAUUAUGCAGCCAAUCAGCUCUGUGUGAACAUGACGAACCGUGGAACCUGGUUUGAUGAUUACUGCCAUAAAGAGAAUCAAUUUGUCUGCUACAGAGGAACAUUAGAGGAUUCUGACUUUGUGCUGGUGAAUACAACAAAGAAUUGGUCUGAGGCUCAGAGGCACUGCAGAGAACACUACACAGAUCUGGCCACUGUGCGGGACGACGCUGACAACAACAAGAUAUGGAAGUUGGAAGAACCUAUCAAAUGGGCAUGGAUCGGUUUGUACAGAGAUCCUCAGAUUUACUGGUCCGAUGGGAGUAACUACUCAUUCAGCUCCUGGUAUCAGGGUGAACACCCACUUGGCUCAAUGAAAGUCGUAUGUGGUGUUGCAGACUUGGAGCAGGGAGGAAACUGGAGGUUAUGUUCCUGUGAAGAAAGAAAACCAUUUGUCUGCUACAGCAUGCGUGGAUGGUGCUUCCUUGAGUGAAAGAGAGAGAACACAUCCUGACAUUAGAAAAACAGUUAUUGUCUCAAAAGUCAUUCUUAUAACAUUAAUUUAUUUAUUAAUAUUUGGAUAAUGUUUGAUCUGUCUAUUGUUUCUUUACAGUGAGAGAAACAAGAAAUGUGUUGUGAUUUUCUUGUAUGUUAUCACUUCAUGAAUCUGCUCUGUGAUGGUUCUUCAAGACAAACUGACACUUUGGAACAUUUUGACUCUGUCUGGUUUCAGACUCACUAAUUCUCAUUGUGAAUGAGAUUUCAGCUCUUAGCUCCAAGCAGUUUUUUUUGUCAAAUUUAAAAACAAAAUUACAAUUUUUUUUACAAUUCCCUGGUUUUGAUUUUAUGGAGAACCCUGUCUUACAAAAAAUAGAUUAAAUAGAUUAAAUAGAUAAACAAAAAUGGUUAAUUUUAUAAAUGAAUCAAUAAGAAUAUGUAUAUGCAACAUGAAUAAAUGACAGAUGUUCUUCUAUUUUCUUUUUGAUUUCACAUACCUUGAGCAGCACACAUAAGGAGCUUCAUUAAAUAUAUUGUAUUGAAAUAGUGACCAGCAGAGGUCGCUACUUGUUACCAAGUUUCUCAUAUCUUCAAACAUGAUCAUCUAAUUAUAACUUUUAAUGGACAUCUUCCUUUUUGGUGAACUGUGACAUUAGUUAAUAGUGGACAAAUCAAUUUGCCACGGCAGUAUUGAUCAUCUUAUUUGCAAGGAGCAGGCUUUGUAGGCUAUUUAUUUAAUCAUUAGUAUUUAAUGAUAAUGCUGGAUUGCUUUGGUAGUGAAUACAAUAAAAAAUCAAUGUAACAAUAAUAUUUCACUGCUCACUGGAAAACACAGAAACAUAAAAUAAACGGAACACUUGGUUA